This is a messenger RNA of Penaeus chinensis, 1049 nucleotides long. RefSeq names its product vegetative cell wall protein gp1-like. The record is from RefSeq and is a predicted model, not a curated record. The coding region runs from base 201 to 1034 and encodes 277 amino acids. NCBI's taxonomy places the organism in Eukaryota, Metazoa, Arthropoda, Malacostraca, Decapoda, Penaeidae. The transcript has 3 exons.
AUAGCGGGAAUGUAGCGGGAACCGAGCGGGCGAUGGAUGCCACCAUAUAUAAGAGCGGCGGGCCGGUGCAGCGAGUCGAGUCAAUCCCAGCAGAGAGCGCGGUGAAGGUGACCGCUCUCGCACUACCGGCGACAAUUCUGUAGAUACUUACUCGUCAAAUAAUCUAUUUAUUUCGCUGGAUUCUGGGAGAUCUUUAAAGAAUGAAACGUUUUGCGUGCCUCCUGCUGUUGGCGCUGACGACGGCAGCCCGCGGCGACAACAAGGAGUGGUCGUGGGGAGACGAGGGCCCUUCCGUGCGUGAAACAUCAGAGGAUGCCUUCAGUCCCUCCAGAGACCCAAGGCUUCUCGAAGCCAACCCCACGGACGCCCUCGCCGUCGGUCAACUCGACCUCGAGGGCGCCCUUUCGCCUGAAGACCUCCGAGCCCUUGAGCUCAUCCUCCUCGAAGACGAACAAGGUUCAACGGAUCCACAGGCGUCCUUCGCCGUGAGCGCCGACGGCGUGGGAGACCUGGAGGUCGUUGACGGCGUGGUCCUCGCCAGCGGGGAUCGCCAGGCUCGUUUCCUUGGCAUCAGGGACAGACUUUGCAAGCUCGGCAUUGGCUUCAACUGUGGCACCAAGCGCAAGGAUCCGGUGCCCGUGGCUCCGCCUCGCCAUUACCGCCCCGGCCAGCACUUGCCCCCUCCUCCCCCUCCUCCUCCCCGCCCCCAGCACAUCUUCCCUCCUCGCCAGCACUUCGUCACAACCGAAGCGCCCUCGGCCUUCCAGGGCAUCCUCGCCGCCCUCGAGCCCCUCAUCCCGUCCUUCGGCCAGAGCACGACCGUGAAGCCCAAGCCCUUCGGCCGCCCGCUAGGCAAGCCCAUCCCGCCCUCCUUCGGCGACCGCUUCCAGACGGUGCCGCAGCCGCCCCGCCCCACGGCUCCCUGCACGCCAAACCCAGCACCAACUUUGCCAUCUACCAGGAGUCCAAUCCCGCCUUCAGCGUCGCCCACCCGCCCGCGCCCCUGCCUAACCACCACGUCCACCAGCCCGUGAAGUCCGCCCACGUCA